This is a messenger RNA of Rhopalosiphum padi (bird cherry-oat aphid), 4135 nucleotides long. RefSeq lists its product as uncharacterized. The coding region runs from base 440 to 1966 and encodes 508 amino acids. The transcript has 11 exons. The record is from RefSeq and is a predicted model, not a curated record. Lineage: Eukaryota; Metazoa; Arthropoda; Insecta; Hemiptera; Aphididae.
AAUAUUAAAACACUAAUCAGUAAGUAUAUACAGUACACAGUACACACGUAUUUGCAAAAUCAUUUCCAUCAACAGCGUAAUAUUUUUACUAUAAACUUAGAAAAAAACAUGAUGCCAUAUGGCAACACUGGGUCUGACAGGAAAUUGACAACCGAUUUGAGAGUCUUCCAUGUCCAUGUUAUAGUAUUCUCCUAAAUGGGUGUUCAGUCAAGUGCAUUCAGUCCUCAUCGUUUUUGGCGUUUGAGUUGGCGGCAGAGGUGGUGAAGAUAGCGGUGGCGGUGGAGCCGCAAGACUGUUGACGGGCUAGAAAAGAUGAAGAUGAAGUUAAUCUAGUUCAACAGUGACUGUUUUAAAAAAUUAACAAUUUUUAUCACUACUGAUCGAAUUAUAAAAAUGUCGAAUUCAUUAAAAAGAUCUCAGGAGGACAAGGAUUUUUCUGAUGUUACGCAAAACGAAACGAAAAAAAAGUGUAAAACCUGACACGAUGCAAAUAAGAAACACACCAGCUAGUUUAAUGACAAAUAGUGUCUCUGUGGCGAAGGUGAAGACAAACACUAAGAAGGAAAAUAUAGAGCACCUAUUAGAAAGGUCAAAACUUCUGAAUAGUUAUAGUCCGUUUUUUUUUAAAAAAAAACAUCCCACGAGUUCAACAAAGUUUCAUUCUUCUGGCCUGCCAACCAAAACCUCAAGCCAUCGAAAAGGAGCGCCUCCAGCCCAUAUUCGCAGCAAAACGAAACAAGUGAAACCAGCAAUAAUAGAUAUCAACAUGUCAGAUGUAAAAGCUUACACGAUGCAAAUAAGAAAUACACCAGCUAGUUUAAUGACAAAUAAUGUCUCUGUUCCGAAGGCGGAGACACACUCUAAAAAGGAAAAAAUAAAACAUCUAUCAGAAGAGAUACAUUUUCAGAAUAAUAGCAAAACGAGACAAGACGAGCCGAAACAUACGAAAACGAACGUGCAAAGUGUGAAACAUGCCACAAAGUCAAUAAAACACACACGAGUUAGUUUAACCACUAAUAAUGUUUCUGAAACAGCGAAGAAACCAAAAACAACGAAAAACUACAUUGCGUUAAAUAAAUUUCGGAUUUGCAGUGGAAUGACACAAACCAAGCCGAAACAAACGAAUACAGACGAUCAAAAUGCAAAACUUACGGCGAUAACAAAAAAAAACGCAACAACUAAUAUUACACAAAAUAAUUUUGAUGUUACAUCGGCAGAGAAAAAUACCCCAAUAAAAAACAUAAUAUUUAACGAAAUGAAAGAAUCUUUGAAUAGCUAUGAAAUGACACAAACCAAGCACAGACAAACGAAUAUAGACGAUAAAACUGCGAAACCAGCUUUGAUGUCAAUAAAAAAUGCAGCUACAAAUAGUAUUUCUGUGCCAUUGGAGAAACCAAAACCAACGAAAGACAAUUUAGUACAAGUAUUUGCCGGGUUAAAAAAACUUUAUGACAGUAAAAAAAAACGAGACCAUUUGGUUCAAAAUUAUACGGAUAUUCCAAUCGGGAAACCUGCCACGAUGUUAAUAAAUCACAGAUCAGCUUGUUUAACCACAAACAAUAACUCUCUACCAUUGGAUAAACUAAAACCGAAGGAAGAAAACACAAAAUACUUAUUAGAUGAGUUAAGAAAACAAACAAAUUGUGAAACGGUUCAAUACAAACCAACAUAUACGAAUACGACAAGUGCACAAUCGGACACUAUAUCAGUAAAACAUACACCAGAUACUUUAACAACAAAUAAUGAUUCACUGCCAGUGGAGAAACUAAAAAACAAGAAGGAAAACAUAGAUGACAUGUUAAAGAAGAUAAUAAAUCUUAAGUACAGCAUAAUACAGUAUGAAUCGACACCACCGAAACCUACCAUGAAGUCAACAAAACAUGCACCAGCUCUUUUAACCACACAAAAUGUACGAAUGAAGAGACGGCCAAAAUCAAUGAGAGGAAAAAUUUUCCGGUUAAGAUAACUUCAGAAUAGGUAUAAAUAUAACACUAUAAAUAUAGUUAAACACAAUGAGUUUUUAUUAGAAAAAAUACAUUAAUUUUUAAUAUAAAAAUGACUUUAACAUAACUUUUAAUUUGUCGUUAUUAUAAAUAAUCCAAUUAAACAUUUAGUACUUUGUUACUGAACCUUGUACACAGUUAAUUUUGUUUUCAAUCAGAGUUAAAUGUUUGUUGAAAUCAUUUAUAAGCACAAUCAUAAGCGAUUUGAAACUUUUUUUUUCAGAUCAGGUUGAUUAGGUAUUGAUGAAUUUCAUAACGUAUUAGUUCUUUUUGUCUUGUGUUUUAUAAUCGGUUUACCUGUAGAUUGGAUUAUUUAAAUUAGCGACAAAUUAAAUGGUAGUUAAAGGUAAUUUUUAUAUUAAAAAUUAAUGUUUUUUUCCUAUAAAAACUCAUUAUGUUUUACUAUAUUUCUAGUGUGAUUAGUCCCAGUCAAAUAAGACAAAAAUCGACAAAAUUCGGAACUAAUUUCCCGAAAGCUGAAUUUUGGUUUAUAAAUAGUUUAUAAAUAUACUAAAAGUCCUGACAUCUACUCCUUGUGCGUAGACCCGCACCCUUCUUAUAAGAGUGGUGCACCCCUUUUACUGAUUUCGCUUAUAUUUCGUCAGAUGUUCAAGUUACAAUAAAAAUACCUAUGAGCAAAAUUAAAGACCAUAUAAUUUACCAUAGAAUUAUUAACUUACUUUUAAUAUACAAAGUGAUUCUUUUAUAAUUGUUCAUUCAUUAUUUCAUAGUGUUGACUUUUUUCAAUUUUUUUUUUUUCAAAAUAUUUAGUUUCAUGCUUUUCUAAAACCAUAUAACAUUUUUAUUUUUUCACCUUUAUUACUAAUAGUGAGAUCUUUAUUUUAAAUAUAAGCUUCCAUUUGAAAUAAAAUUUUGAUAGUGGUUUCACUAAAUCUAAGAGAGAAAAAAUUUAAAUGCUAUAUAGGUAGUUUUAGAAAAGUAUAAAACUAAACAUUUUGAAAAAAAAAAUUGAAAGUCAACAGUUUUUGAAAUAAUAAGUGUACAGUGAUAAAAGAAUCAACCUGUAUAUAUUUUGUGGUAAGUAUUAUAUUAUAUUUAAAAAAAAGAAAAAAAAAAUUAAUUUUUUUUUUUUUAUAUUUUGUUUAAGUAAAAGCCGUCAGCAUACGUUAAAACAACCAACGACAAUUUAUCAUUGACAAAAGUUGAGCAGAUAUUAUUACAUUAUAACGCGUUAAAUUAUUAAUCUUAGUCAACAACUUGUUCAAUUACAUCGUCACCACCGAUAUAAAUAGCAUUAUGACUUACAAUAAUUAAAAUUGAUGAAAUAAUUUAGCGUGUCAUAACAUAAUAUUAUCUGCUCGUUAACUUUUGUCAUAGGUUGUUUUAGCAUAUGAUUGACGGUUUUUACUCGCAAACAGAAUUAAAAAAAACAUUUUUAAUCUUUUUUUUUAAAUAUAAUACUUACCACAACAUAUAUAUAAUUGAAGUAAGUUUAUUCAAUGGUAAAUUGUUUGGUCUUUAAUUUUUGGGCAUAAGUAUUUUUAUUGUAAUUUGAACAGCUGAUGAGUUAUAAGCGAAAACAGUAAAAGGGGUGCGCACCUCUUUUAAGAGUGGUGGGGGCUACUCACAAGGCUAUGUGUCAGGAUGUUUAGUAUGUUUAUGAGUGAGGUAUAAACUACUUAUAUACCAAAAUUCAGCUUUCGGGAAAUUAUUUCUCAAUUGUGUGCUAAUUUUACUGGACUAGAUCAUUUUAUUCAAAAACAUAUUAUAGUUUUGUACAAAUGUCAUGCUUGGAGUAAAAUAAAAUUAUGGUCACGAUAUGAUGUUUGUUGAAAUCAUUUAUAAGUGAAAUCGUAAAUGAUUUGCUACUUCUUAUAAAGAUCAGAUUGAUAUAAAUAAUUUUAUUGAUUAUAAUAAUAUUAUUCGAAACUAUAAAAAUAUAAAACUGUUUUCUUAUAUUAUAAUAAGCAAUAGUAUAUAUUUCAAAAAUGUCUAAAAAACCAUCGAAAUAUGCACUAAAAGAAGAAAUAUGCAAAAAAAAGCACUAAAAAAGUUCUUAAAUCGUUAUGUCAAGACAAAUUUUGUGCUCGCUUAGCAUAUCAUACAAUCAACCAGAAUAAAUAUGCAAAUGCAUACAAAUAUGCGCUCUGAUUAUAAAUAAUUGUAGGUAA